GCCGUAAGAGGAAACACUCCCAGUCCCGUUCCAUUCAGCGGGGGACAAUCUUGUGUCUAAGCUGUGGUGGUUCAAGGGACGUGCAUUUUUUUGUGUGACAGGACCGACAACUAGACGGACUGGGUAACAUGGAUCACUACGUUCCUCAGAUAGGAGAACAGAAAUGAAAUCAUCUGAGGCUCAAGCUGAAGAGGUCUGACAGCUUUUUUCUAUGAGGACUGUUUGAAGGCGCUUGAGUUGGCCUGCUGAGGACUCAGCACCAUCAAAUACAUACCAGCAGAGGGCGAACUCGGACAACAUAACGGUUUUUUUAAAGGUUUGCCGCUGCAUUAUUAUUGCUGUCGCUUUGAGUUAGUAUUUUUUCACUUUUAUUCCCAGUGUAGGUUUUUUUUUUUUUUUUUUUUUUUAGUAAUCAAGUAAUUGUUCUCAUGUGAUUAUUUUUUUUUUUUUUGCAUCUGACGACAUUUUGAGGCAAACUUCACUUUAGGGAAGUGAAUGCAAUUUGCUCUAAUAGUUUUAUGUCCAGUAAUAUUCAUGAUGAUCAUCAUCAAACUGAACCGCUAAUUAGAUUUUACCUUAGAAAAAAAAAAUUGUACAAUGAGUUUAUCUUUAAAACUCUAUUGUUAAUGCACGCAGGCAUGAAGUCAAACCUGAUCUGCCGGGUUAAACAAGGAAGUUGAUGACAGGAAAAAAAAAAAGAAACAGAUCUGGUUACUCGUAUAUUUAGGUAAGGGUUUGACUUGCGUACAGAGAUACAGGAAGGAGAGCUGUGAAACGUCAGUUUUGCAUGCAACCGCUGAACGUCGAGGAGUUUAACAAUGCUGAAAAAACUCUUGGCCUUUUUGUCACUUUUCGCCUUCCUCAGCCUUCUGUUUUACGCUGUAGUUUUAUUCUAUGGCAAGAACACUCAUUACAGCGUGGUCACUGCUCCUCGCGCGGUGGAAAAUAGAAACAGAUCGUUCUUCUGGAAGUCACCGCAGGAGUCACAGGUGACCGAACUAAGUCAUACAAAGGAAGCGAUGCCAACCACUCCACGCAGUAAGAUUUUGGAGCCAUGUCCUGAGACUCCACCAAAUCUUGUGGGUCCUCUCCACGUGGAGUUUAAUUCUCAGCGAACGUUAGAGGAGGUCAAAGAGCAGGUUGGCUCUCCUCUUCUGGUGGGAGGACGGUACAAGCCGCAUGACUGUAUCUCCCAACACAAGGUGGCCAUCAUCAUCCCAUUCCGAAAUCGACAUGAGCACCUGACGCACUGGCUUCAUUACAUGCAUCCAAUCCUGAUCCGACAGCAGCUGGACUACGGGGUGUACGUCAUCAACCAGGAUGGGGAGGGAGUUUUCAACCGAGCUAAACUGAUGAAUGUGGGAUACAUAGAAGCGCAGAAGCAGUACGACUAUGACUGCUUCGUCUUCUCCGACGUUGACCUGGUGCCCCUCGAUGACCGGAACCUCUACAGGUGCUUUGACAGUCCCAGGCAUUUGGCCGUGGCCAUGGACAAGUUCAACUUCCAUCUACCCUACAAGACCUACUUCGGCGGGGUCUCCUCGAUGUCGAAGCAGCAGUUCCUGAAAAUAAAUGGCUGCCCAAACACUUACUGGGGCUGGGGCGGCGAGGACGACGACAUUUACAGGCGGAUCGUCUUCCACGGCAUGUCCGUUUCUCGACCAGAUGGCGUGACUGGGAAGUAUAAGAUGGUCAGGCAUCAAAGAGACAAACACAACGAGCCGAAUCCUAAGAAUCCAGACAAACUUAAAAAAACUCAGCAGACCAUGGACAAGGAUGGACUAAAUAGCCUUAGUUACAAAGUCGUGGAGGUCGUAAAGGAUGUAUUGUUUACUUUUAUUACCGUGGAUAUUGAAGCUCCGGAGAGUUGAAGGAGGGUGUAAGACACGGAUCACACGAGUGACUGUAGUUUCUGGUUCAUUGGGAGAUCUUUAUUGAUGGCAAAGCUGGUGUGUUUGAUGGCAUUUAAACAGCCUUGAUUGGCUGGCCAAUUUUUGAGAAGGGGUAUGUGUGAGAACCAUCUACGUAUGCAUGAACAGGUCCAGGUUGGCCAUAAAGUGAAUGUUAACUUUGUGACUACUAUAGUAAAAAAAAAAAAAAUCUUAAUAGACUUCAGAUUGAGCUAUUUUUCUAUUAUUAUUUAUAGAAAGAGUUUGGAGUGACAAGUAAAAAAUAAGCCAAGAUAUUUUACAUUUUGUAUUUGUCUGUCAAGUUCCUCAGUUUGUGCAAUGAUUAAACUUAGUUGUCUAUGAGAUGCCUGUAGUGAAAUGAGACCAAGUAGAAAUAAGCCCUUAUUUGUAACUAUGUGCUUUAAUUUAUAUUACAAAUACAAAUUACUAUUUAAUAGCAGCUUUAUUUUACCUUUUUGUUGUCCUAUGUUGUAGUUUAAUGAUUGAGGAUUCUAUGUAAGUUAAAACUAUUCCCCAUAACAGGUCGGAUGAAUCAUUGGAAAUUCCCCUGGCAUCAGUUACAGGUAUCUCUUAUGACCAGGUGACUUGAAUUUGAAAGUUAUAUUACCUGCUGAAGGCAGCAUGGCUGCAAGAAAAAUUGUGUUUAGGUCUCCAGUGACAGAAGUGACUGCAGUAAUCUUGAAGGAUUAGUUUGCGACUCUUCAAGCGGGGUUCUGUACAGAUAAUAGUUCCCUUACCGGCAGCAAGGUCACCACGAGCUUCAGCGGUAUUUACUUGUAUCCUGUAUAGCUGUGUGGGGGG
Molecule: messenger RNA, 2711 nt
Organism: Fundulus heteroclitus (mummichog)
Lineage: Eukaryota; Metazoa; Chordata; Actinopteri; Cyprinodontiformes; Fundulidae
Product: beta-1,4-galactosyltransferase 1
Exons: 2
Coding region: 819-1871 (350 amino acids)
Biological process (GO): protein N-linked glycosylation; carbohydrate metabolic process
Molecular function (GO): cytoskeletal protein binding; beta-N-acetylglucosaminylglycopeptide beta-1,4-galactosyltransferase activity
Source: RefSeq, a predicted model, not a curated record